AUGAUGGCCGGCGGUGCGCUCCAGCAGACCGGGGUCCCGGUGCCGGUGCUCUCGGCUCAGGAGCAGCGGCACGAAGAGGAGGAGGAGGAGGAGGAAGAGGAGAAGGAGGAGAUCCCGCAGUUGCCGCCGCUGCCGCACUCGCACAUGGACUCGGAGGCGGUGGAUUCCCGCAAAAGACCGCUGGAGACCCCGACUGAGGCGGGAAGCACCAAGCGCACCAACAUCGGGGAAGAGGGUGAGUACUUCUUGAAAGUGCUGAUCCCCAGCUAUGCGGCCGGUUCAAUUAUCGGUAAAGGAGGACAGACCAUCGUUCAGCUGCAGAAAGAGACCGGUGCCACCAUCAAACUGUCCAAAUCUAAAGACUUCUACCCAGGUACGACAGAGCGUGUAUGUUUAAUCCAGGGUACAGUGGAGGCGCUGAAUGGAGUUCAUAACUUCAUCGCCGAGAAAGUGCGUGAGAUGCCGCAAAGCAGCCAGAAAAGCGAACCAGUCAGUAUCCUGCAGCCUCAAACCACCGUUAACCCCGACCGGGUCAAACAGGCUAAACUGAUCGUGCCAAACAGCACAGCGGGGCUGAUCAUUGGUAAGGGCGGAGCAACGGUGAAGUCGGUGAUGGAGCAAUCGGGCGCCUGGGUGCAGCUCUCACAGAAGCCCGAGGGCAUCAACCUGCAAGAGAGAGUGGUGACAGUGAGCGGCGAGCCUGAGCAGAACCGCAAGGCUGUAGAGAUUAUUGUGCAGAAGAUCCAGGAGGACCCUCAGAGCAGUAGCUGUCUCAACAUUAGUUAUUCUAAUGUCACAGGACCUGUGGCCAACUCUAACCCCACAGGCUCACCAUAUGCCAACAGUGCUGAGGUUCUACCUAGUGCCGCUGCUGCUGCCGCUGCCACUGCAUCCACACUGCUGGGCCAGGCGGGCCUUGCCAGUUUCCCCUCUGCAAUGUCUGGCUUCUCGGGCAAUGACCUGCUGGCCAUCACCUCUGCCCUGAACACACUUGCCAGUUACGGCUACAACACCAACACAUUGGGGCUUGGCCUGAACCCAGCAGCCGCCUCUGGGGUGUUAGCCGCCGUCGCUGCUAGUGCUAACCCUGCAGCUGCUGCCGCAGCUAACCUCUUAGCAUCGUACGCCAGCGAGGCAUCUGGGGGAGCAGCUCACCCGGCUGCACCCGGGCUUGCUGGCUUCUCACUUGGUUCUCUCGCAGCAGCCACUGGGGCUUCCAACGGCUACCUGAACCCGGCCACUUCCCCAUUGGUGGCCUCGUCACUGCUGGGGACCGAGAAACUUGCUGAGGGUGGCAAGGAGGUGCUGGAGAUCGCCGUGCCUGAGAACCUGGUGGGUGCCAUUUUAGGGAAAGGGGGGAAGACACUGGUAGAGUACCAGGAGCUGACAGGGGCGCGCAUCCAGAUAUCAAAGAAGGGCGAGUUCAUCCCAGGCACACGCAACCGCAAGGUGACCAUCACAGGGUCGCCGGCAGCAACACAGGCCGCACAGUAUCUCAUCAGCCAGCGGAUCACGUAUGAGCAAGGCGUCCGUGCCACAAACCCUCAGAAAGUGGGCUAG
This is a messenger RNA of Clarias gariepinus (North African catfish), 1560 nucleotides long. It is a transcript of the gene nova1, whose product is annotated as NOVA alternative splicing regulator 1. Bases 1 to 1560 code for a protein of 519 amino acids. Gene Ontology annotation, cellular component: cytoplasm; nucleus. Lineage: Eukaryota; Metazoa; Chordata; Actinopteri; Siluriformes; Clariidae. The transcript is spliced from 4 exons. The record is from RefSeq and is a predicted model, not a curated record. Gene Ontology annotation, biological process: mRNA splicing, via spliceosome; regulation of alternative mRNA splicing, via spliceosome. Gene Ontology annotation, molecular function: mRNA binding.